This is a messenger RNA of Saccharomycopsis crataegensis, 2208 nucleotides long. RefSeq names its product Pac2p (gene PAC2). The record is from RefSeq and is a predicted model, not a curated record. The transcript has a single exon. Bases 1 to 2208 code for a protein of 735 amino acids. Lineage: Eukaryota; Fungi; Ascomycota; Saccharomycetes; Ascoideales; Saccharomycopsidaceae.
AUGCGCGAAUUUCAAGUGGGUCAGCGUGUUACUAUCGGUGGUGAGAGCUGCACUAUCCGAUUCAUUGGAACGAUUCCUCAAUGGCCCGAGGAUGUGGCGGUAGGUGUUGAAUGGGACAACAAACUAAAGGGGAAGAAUGAUGGACAAUUGCAAAAUAUCCGAUAUUUUCACACCAUCAAGGGGCUUAAAACUGGGUCGUUCCUAAAAGAAAGGAAAUUAAACAGAGAUGCUCAAAGGGGAAGGUUUUUUUUCAAGAGUUUAGUCAACAAAUAUGCUGAUUUCUCAGUUCAUGAUCGAGAUAUCGAGACCAUCAAAUUUGGAUCAAAAAAUGUUCAAAGCUAUGGGUUUGAUAAUUUAAUGCAUAGCAAUUCAGAUUUAGAGGGGUUGAAAAUAGCAUCGCUAACUAAAGAAAGUAUCAUUGAUUGUGAAUUACUGAUGGGAAGCACCAGAAGCGUAUCUGAUUUAUAUAACUAUGAUUAUGGUCUUGAAAAAUACAUCCAGCUUUCAUUAUCAAAUAGCCAAAUGAAAUCUAUGAGGCUACCCUUAUUAGCCAAUUUAGACAUCUCUUCAAAUUUAUUCAGCUCAACCCAUCAGAUAUUCAAAAUUAUGCUUAAUUUGCCAAAUUUGGAGACCUUGAACUUAUCAAAUAAUAACUUUGUGAGUGAUGACACUUUUUUCGGCCAUUUAAUUUUGAACCACUCCUUGAGCAAAAAUUUCGGCCAAGAUAGCUUAAAACAUGCUAAGGGGAUGUUUUCUAACUUGAGGAAAAUUAAAAUAUCGAGCAAUUAUCUUCGAAAAUCAACUUUGAUGAUUGUUUUAUUACUAUUUGAUAAUUUAGAGGACCUUAAUCUAUCGGAUAACUUGAUUGAUGAUGAAUGGUUUUUAUGUGACUAUACUAGUGUCAUAGAGACUGAUAAACAUAUUGAGAUUCAGGAAAUUAUGCAGGAGGUAAAUUAUAUUUUUAAAGAUUGUUUGCAAGUUACGCAUUUAUCAACUGGCAAAUAUGAAAUUAAAGUUCAAUUUUUGAAAUUUUUGACAAUAAGUGACAAUAUCAAAAGAAUCACACUGUUGAAUUUAUCAUUCAAUAAGCUCACAAGCAUUCCAUGGAUUUUAAUUGAUGUUUUCAGGAAUGGAGGAUUGAUGGAGUUGAAUUUGUCCAACAAUCAAAUUCAUCUUUUGACCCAGGAUGAUGCCAAUUUGACUAAUAUCCCCGUAUCGUCUCAGCUCCUCAACAUAAAUUCUCUAACUAAACAGUACCAACCGUCGUCAUUAAUUGAAACCCAUAGCGAAGCGCUAAAAUAUAAUGAUCUUUCAUUGGAUUGGAAGUGGUUCAAGUUGUCAAGACUCAAUCUCAAUUGCAACCAAUUUACAACAUUCCAAGAAUUAGAUAUUAUAAACUUGAAAUUCCCAAAUUUAAAGCAGUUACAAAUCAAUGAUAAUAAUAAAAUAUGGAACAAACCAGAAGAAUUAGAAGAAUAUACUGCGAAAUUCAAUAAAAUCAAAAGCCGUGACCCGACAGCUUUUGGUGAUGGGACAUUGGAAGAUUUCAUAAUAGAGGAGAUUUUUGUCAGUGUGGUUUACCGUUUCAAUGAUUCGCUAGAAUACUUGAACAAAAGUAAGAUAUUGUUGGACGAACGCAAAAAUUCUGAGCUAUACUUCGUUGCUAAAUUGAAAGAGGGGUGUUUCAAUGAUUGUCAUUCUAGCGAAGCUAGAAGAUUUAUCUUUAGUAAUUUUGGUACGAAAAGGCUUGAUAUAUUGUGUGAUAGGUAUAAUGUCGAUAUUAUUGAGUUGCGCAAAGAUAUUGAUUGUCUAACAUCUAACAAGCUAAUAGAUCAUAGGAAACCAAAUACUAUAAAGUAUAAUCUUAUUGAUAUCACUUUACGAUUCCAUGAUGCAACAAUCAAUGAUUCCAAGAAAAUGAAAAAACCAACCUCACACUCCUCUAACGAAAUCAAGCAUACCUUUUUCAAUACAAUGACGAUUCUUCAAUUCAAAGGAAUUAUCAAGAGAUUGUUUGACGUUUAUUCAGUAUUGGAGCUUCGUAUAUUCUUCACUUUGCUGUUUGAAGAGUAUUACGGGAAAAAUAACGAUGAAGAGGUUAUUUACAAAACGGAAGAACUAGUCAACAACGAAGAUGAAUUGUAUCAGUAUGGCUUCAAGAAUGGUGAUGUGAUUGAUGUAUAUCACAACACUGAAAUAUUUGCAUAG